This is a messenger RNA of Insectozyma verbasci, 690 nucleotides long. Lineage: Eukaryota; Fungi; Ascomycota; Pichiomycetes; Serinales; Debaryomycetaceae. The record is from the annotation of a GenBank genome assembly.
AUGGGCAAAUCAUUUUAUGCUAUUGAACAAGAGAAAAUCAAAUCAAUUAUUGAAAUACCAUUAUUAGAAUUAGUUCUAACAUUUCUACCUCAUUUACAACCUAAUCAAACUUUAAUCAAUGAUACCUGGGAAAUAAUAGCCAUUAAAUUGAAUAAUACAAGGUUUAAGGAUCUAAUAGCAACGACGGAGAAGACGAUAGAUGAUAUUGAAUCAUUACCUGAAUUAAAUGGAGUAUAUUUGAAAGAUUAUUAUGACGAAUUAUACUCCAAAUUCAAAGGACGAUUAAUUUUUAAACUAACUUAUAGACCAAAUGAACCAGCUCAUAAUAAACGAGAUACUUUAAUAUGGAAAACUAAAUCAGAUGCAAUUUUAUAUGAGUUGAGUAAAAUUGAAUAUGCCAAUUUUGAAAUAAUGUCGACAUUGGCGAGAGAAAGACUAGAAGAAGCAUAUAGAUUAGACUACAAAGAGUCAUACAUUGAAAAUGACAAACUACAUGAAGAAGAAGAAACUAAGGAAGAAAUAUUUGACUCGAAGGAAACUCUUGAAAAUUAUAAAACCCUAGCAUUAAAAGAGAAGAAUCAAUUAUUAUUAAAAGAAAUAGAGAAGAAAGAUAAGAAAAUGAAUCAGAUUAAUACUGAAAAUGAGCGAUUACUAUCCUUGAAUCAUCAGUUACUUGAACAAAUGAAAUAA